AACGGCUCAGACAAGGAGAACUUAACGGUGAGUGUUUGCUUGAGUGUCAAGAGCGACAAAAGAGACGAAAAACAACAUGGGGGAAAGAUUUGUGGUGGUCCCUGUAGACUCUGGAGAGAUGAUUGCCAGUGGGGGAGAACACACAGGCAAAACUGAAGCUCGCCCGGCACCGGACACCGGUGACAGCGGCAGCACUGGUGCUGGCACCGCGGAGGAACAAGAGCCGUUGGAGGACUCUGUGUUCGAGCCGCAAGACCCCGAGGCGGCGGUACCUAUCCUGGAGUACAACAGGGAGCCUAAUAAGUACGGUGAUGGCGUCCCAAAGGAAAACAGUCCUUUCAUCAACAACACAGAACAUGACAAGAACAACAGUUACGAUGGCACCAACAUGGCACUUUUUGAGGAGGAGAUGGACAGCCACCCGAUGGUGUCAUCACUUCUCAAUAAACUGGCAAACUACACCAAUCUCACCCAAGGAGCCCAUGAGCAUGAGGAAGCUGAUGAAGAGGAGGGUUCCAAGAAGAAAGCCAUUACGAGCCCUCAGAUGGGAACCUUCAUGGGUGUCUACCUCCCUUGCCUUCAGAACAUUCUGGGGGUCAUCCUGUUUCUGCGCCUUACCUGGAUCGUCGGCACCGCUGGCGUCUUGGGGUCCUUGGUGAUUGUGGGCUUAUGCUGCUCAUGCACGAUGUUGACAGCAAUAUCCAUGAGUGCAAUUGCUACCAAUGGUGUAGUACCAGCUGGAGGCUCUUACUACAUGAUCUCCAGAUCUCUGGGUCCAGAGUUUGGUGGAGCAGUCGGUCUCUGUUUCUACCUUGGAACAACCUUUGCAGGCUCCAUGUACAUCCUGGGUACCAUUGAGAUUCUGCUGACCUACAUUGUGCCUCAAGCAGCCAUCUUUAGGGCAGAGCGAAAGGAGGAGGCAGUUGAUGCCCUGCUCAACAACAUGCGUGUCUAUGGCACAUGCUGCCUUAUUCUCAUGGCAAUAGUUGUCUUUGUCGGGGUCAAAUAUGUCAACAAACUUGCACUGGUCUUCCUGGCUUGUGUAAUUCUCUCUAUCCUCGCCAUCUAUGCUGGAGUCAUCAAGUCCAUUUUUGAGCCACCGGAUUUUCCCGUCUGCAUGUUGGGGAAUCGAACUCUACAAAACCACAACUUUGACAAGUGUCUGAAGACUGAGGUCAUCGAUAACCUGACGGUCACCACCAAACUGUGGAGUGUGUUCUGUGAUGGACCUGAUCUCAACGCAACCUGCAACGAGUACUUUGUUAACAACAAUCUGACACUGGUUCAAGGCAUCCCCGGCCUGACCAGUGGAGUCAUCUCAGAAAACAUGUGGUCAGAGUACGGUCCUCUUGGCAUGUUAGUCGAAAACAAGAAGCUGUCAUCUUUUGGUGAAAGUGACCCUACCAAGGACAUUUACCUGCCCUAUGUGGUCAACGACAUCACCACCUUCUUUACACUGUUGGUUGGAAUCUACUUCCCCUCUGUCACUGGUAUCAUGGCUGGUUCAAACCGCUCAGGAGACUUGAGGGAUGCCCAGAAGUCCAUCCCCAUCGGCACCAUCCUAGCUAUUGCCACCACUUCUUUUAUCUACAUCUCCACUGUGGUUCUGUUUGGUGCCUGUAUCGAGGGAGUCCUUCUUCGAGACAAAUUUGGCGACUCAGUGGAAGGGAACCUUGUUAUUGGCACGCUUUCCUGGCCCUCACCCUGGGUUAUAGUGAUCGGCUCAUUCUUCUCCUGCUGUGGAGCAGGUCUGCAGAGCUUGACAGGCGCUCCUCGACUCCUGCAGGCUAUUGCAAGAGAUGGGAUUAUCCCUUUCUUGCAGGUGUUUGGUCAUGGGAAAGCUAACGGAGAACCUACAUGGGCUUUGCUACUGACAGCUGGGAUCUGUGAGAUCGGCAUUCUCAUCGCCUCCCUGGACUCUGUAGCUCCCAUCCUUUCCAUGUUUUUCCUUAUGUGCUACUUGUUUGUCAACCUGGCCUGUGCUGUUCAGACCCUGCUGCGAACCCCCAACUGGAGGCCACGCUUCCGAUACUACCACUGGGCCCUGUCCUUCCUGGGUAUGAGCUUGUGUCUGGCCAUCAUGUUCAUUUCUUCCUGGUAUUAUGCCAUUGUUGCCAUGGUGAUCGCUGGCUGUAUCUACAAAUACAUUGAAUAUCGAGGGGCCGAGAAGGAAUGGGGAGACGGCAUCCGUGGCCUCUCCCUCAACGCCGCCCGCUACGCCCUUAUACGCCUUGAGGAAGCUCCACCACACACCAAGAACUGGAGGCCUCAGUUAUUGGUGCUCCUGAACCUGGAUUCAGAUCAAGGUGUCAAACACCCACGUCUGCUGUCCUUAACUACUCAGCUGAAGGCGGGAAAAGGCCUGACAAUAGUGGGGAAUGUUUUACAGGGAACCUACCUCCUUAAGGACGCGGAAGCCAAGAAGGCUGAGCAGAACAUCAAGUCAGCGAUGUCUGCUGAGCGUACCAAGGGUUUCUGUCAUGUUGUGGUGUCUUCAAACCUUAGAGAUGGAGUCUCCCACCUCAUUCAAUCUGCAGGCUUGGGGGGCAUGAAGCACAACACAGUGCUGAUGGGCUGGCCUGAAACCUGGAGGCAGUCCAAUGACCCAGAGUCAUGGAGAAGCUUCAUAGAGACAGUACGUGAGACCACAGCAGCCCAUCAGGCCUUACUUGUAGCUAAAAAUGUGGACAGUUUCCCCACUAACCAGGACCACCUCGGGGAGGGCACCAUUGAUGUUUGGUGGGUGGUUCAUGAUGGAGGCAUGCUGAUGCUGCUGCCCUUCCUGCUGAGACAGCACAAGGUGUGGAGGAAGUGCAAGAUGCGCAUCUUUACUGUUGCCCAGAUGGACGACAACAGCAUCCAAAUGAAGAAAGAUCUCCAGAUGUUCCUCUACCACCUGCGGCUGAAUGCUGAAGUGGAAGUGGUGGAGAUGCAUGAUAAUGAUAUCUCAGCCUUCACUUAUGAGAAGACACUGGUGAUGGAGCAGAGGUCUCAAAUGCUGAAACAGAUGCACCUUUCCAGGACUGAGAGAGAAAGAGAGAUUCAGAGUAUCACUGAUGAGUCGCGUAGCUCAAUCCGGAGGAAGAACCAGGCAGAUACCGAGAACUCGAACGUCAGCCGGCAGUCCUCAACAGCGGAGGACGUUCAGGAGGACGAGGCCCAGCUCAUCCAUGACAAGAACACAGCUUCUCACGUCACUGUGAAUGAUAAGGCUGAAGCUGGGCCCGAGCGGGUGCACAUGACCUGGACAAAAGACAAGCUCUUCACAGAGCGGAACCGCAACCGGGAAUUCAACGCCAACGUGGCUGUCCGGGACCUGUUCAGCAUGAAGCCAGAGUGGGAGACUCUGAACCAGUCGAAUGUCCGUUGCAUGCACACAGCUAUCAAGCUGAAUGAGGUGGUGGUCAACAAGUCGCAGGGAGCCCAUCUGGUGUUGCUCAACAUGCCAGGACCACCGAAGAACAGAGGAGGAGAUGAAAACUACAUGGAGUUCCUGGAGGUUCUCCUCGAGGGUCUCAACCGCGUUCUACUCGUGCGAGGCGGAGGCCGAGAAGUCAUCACUAUCUAUUCCUAAAAAAAAAAAAAAAAAGAAGUUUGAAGACUCUCACGCCCAUCACUGCACAUAAAGGCAUGUUGCCAUGGAUACCCGUCCAAAGGCAUUUUUGAGAGAAAAAGCCCAAUUUUUUUUAUGAAGUGUUGUUGGAAAGCGGGGCCACUUGUGACUGACAGAUGAUAUGAAAAACGUCAGUGUGAAGGAGAUGGCUGGAGGCUGAUUGACUAGCUGGAGCGAGAACACAGUGUGUCCAUGCUGGGCCACAGAACCCCUACAGAGGAAAGAUAGAGCAUAGAGACACUUUAUGUCCGUCAUUCAACCUGCAGCACCCUGUUCUGUUCAGAUUCUCUCCGUCGUGUGUUUAUGUUGUCGAGUUACUGCCUCUCGCUGUCUAAAGCUCAGCACAAAAGAAGUGAAUGUGUUGUUCAUAUAAACCUUGUAGUUUUUUCAUGUUUCUGGUGCAAUCAGCUCGGGACUUGAGGAGAACCUGCACAAAAAGGUUACAUGAUGAUAUGAUACAGAGUGGGUCUAAGGAGGAAAAUCAGCUUUUUGCUGAUCUUUUUUUUUUUUUUUUUUGAGAAGUUAUGACACACAGUGAGUUUCCUUUUUCAAUACUUGUCAGAUUGAACUAGUUUAGAAGCUGCUUUAACAUUGUGGUUAAAUAUUGUUCCUUUCACUCUCAUGUCAGCAUCCAACAUUGUGUUCUGUCUUUUUGUAUUUAACAUGUUAAAGGACCAGCCAGUAGGAUGCUUAAUGUGCACCUUUCCACUAAUGCUGUUUAUUUCUUUCUUUUAUAGGGAAAAUAGCCAUAACUGAUGUGCAUUUAGAAUCUCUGCAGGAGUGCUUGGUUGGGAAUAUAUUCUUUUUUUUUAUUAUCAAAUGGCUGUCUGACAGCAUGCAUUAGUGUAGCAUUUGAAACAGAUCUGCUUGAAGGCUUGCACAGAAUGAAAUGGCCGUCAGGAUUGUUAGUGCUUUACUCUAGAAAACGGAAGCACAAGAAAUCCCGUGUGAUUCGUGUAAAUCUUCCCGUACUGUUAAGGUUACAGCACUGUUAACUUUGCACAUCCUAUCUCUGAGCACUUUCACUUGAUUUGUCAAGCCAACUUUAUUUUUGUCAACACCUCUAAAUUGUUAACAGGAGCUAGAAGAAGAAAAGUGUUUGUAUUGUUUUUUUUUUUUUUAUUAGUCAUGUUUCCGUGUUUUUAUGAUGUUUUAUUCAACAAAACUCUUUGGCUUUGAGUCCCAGACUACAUAGAUGAGUUGUUCUGUAGGAGGAAAAAGUGCCAAAAUGACCACAAGGAAACUGUGGAAGUAUGAUUAUUUAAUGCAGCUCCGACCAUGGCCGCACUGAUUUUACUCUCACUCUUUUAUAAUCUUUGGACGACCUUUAUUUAAACAUAAAAAUUCACUUUAGCAGAGCUCACCAUUUUUAUGGGGAUUGUUUUCAAAGCAAUCUCCAUGUGGAAUAUAAAAAGGGCACUUCAAGUCAUCUAACGUGUGCUGCAGAGAAGGUCUGAGGAGGAAGGAUGCGUGUACCUCCACAGUUUCUGCUCCUGAUUAGCCGUGCAGUAUUUUGUUAAAUGGUCCCAUUUUCCUGUAUGUCUGUGGAGGCAAAUGGGACCUCCUUAUUGUAGUUCAACAACGUGUGUAUGUUACUGUUGUGUUCAGGUGUUCAUGUAUGCCUGUGAAAAUGAAUAGUUGUUCUUUUUCUGUGUAGUGUUUGUUAUAAUAUACAUGAUCUUCUGCUACUUUAUUUACAUGUGGGAAUUUGACAAAAAGAAGAAGUUUUGGUGUGAAGACAGCAACACUUGUCUUUCUUUUCCCCUCUGUUUUUUGUGUUUUUCUUCCAACCUACGAGAAACACAAAGACCCAGAAACAAUCUGGGCUAAAGCUAAAGUUUGAGUUCUGUUUCUACAUGAAGUUCAAUGUUACCGUUUGUUUUACAUCAAUAGUAACCAAAGAUAAAAUAUGUCAUAAAAAAAACCCACACUGUUUUAAAAAGUUUGGAAGUUAUAAAGAUGAAUAAAUGAAAAAAGGUU
Molecule: messenger RNA, 5593 nt
Organism: Girardinichthys multiradiatus
Lineage: Eukaryota; Metazoa; Chordata; Actinopteri; Cyprinodontiformes; Goodeidae
Gene: slc12a7b
Product: solute carrier family 12 member 7b
Exons: 26
Coding region: 77-3574 (1165 amino acids)
Biological process (GO): potassium ion homeostasis; chloride transmembrane transport; potassium ion import across plasma membrane
Cellular component (GO): membrane
Molecular function (GO): potassium:chloride symporter activity
Source: RefSeq, a predicted model, not a curated record